GAGGAUUCGAAAUUAGACUUUAAAUUAGUUUAAAUUUAGUUUUAACCUUCUCAAAUAUGUUUUGUUUACAGGUUGACCCACCCACUUUCCUCCAAUGACCAUUCCUCUCUUGUCCGACUCCCACCCCAUGAUUGGCAGUGCAAAGGUCAUGGGUUCGAUUCCCAUAAGGAACACAAAACACAUAAUAGGCUACAGAUAAAAUGUAUAACUUGAAUGCACUGUAAGCCACUUUGAUAACAGUGUCUGCCAAAUAAUUGUAAAUGUAAAAGUAUCGGGGCAUUCAAAUCUGGUGGGCAACUUUGGGUCAGACCCUAAAAUAUAAUGGCCACCUGUUACAGACACACAGACACGCUGUAGAUUUGUGUUGGACAUGUUUAGCCGUGAGCUAUUUAUUCCUCACAGCAGUAUUACAGUUACGUUGCUCAAGGCAAAGCUUAAGUUCACUUAUGGAGUUCAUCACAUUAUAUCAGUUCUGGAGUUUCUAUAGAAGUUUAUAGAAGAUGGUUAAGAGAUGAUGGAUGACAGGGCUCCACGUGUUGUCGACUACUUUGUGGUUGCCGGUCUGACGGAUGCAUCUACACCUUUAGAGAAAGAGAUUGUUUUUGAUGACGCUUGUCAUAAAGCAGCUCAACCCAAACUACCAAUCACAGAUGUUGUGGUAUUGAUGCAAUCUAUAGGUGAGGAUGUACCGUCAGGUUACAAGUGUAUCAAGACCACACCAACGGGACUAUCGGCUGAUCUCAACAACAGCAGCCUGAUGGCACCUGAAUUUUACAUUUGCUACAGAAGAGGAAGAGACAAACCACCAAUCACAGACCUGGGAGUUCUUUAUGAAUGGAAAGAGAGAUUAAAGAAAGGACAUCAUAUAAUUCAGAGGACACCCUACGGUCGCCCGGCUAACCUGAGCGGCACUUCUUCUCAACCCAUCUAUAUAACUUACCAGCGAGCAGCGGAGAGCCAAGCAUCAGUCUGUGUCACAGAUAUCUCCAUCAUUUUACCCGGAAAAGGAGAAACACCACCUCAUACAUUCUGUAAAAUAGACAAGAACCUCAGCAGCAGCAUGUGGGGUUCAGCUGUUUAUCUUUGCUACAAGAAGUCUGUGGUCUCAAACUCCAUUGCUUUUAAAGCAGAAAUGCUCAGUCGAUAUCCUAAAGGAGAUUAUGAAUCAUUUCCCCUGCCUGAAUCUGUUCCUAUGUUCUGUAUGCCGAUGGGAGUCUCAGUGGAGCGCUGGUCACCACAUGUCAAAUAUCCGCUCCCUACAUACUCCACCUUUGUAUUGACUGGGGCAUCAGGAGAAAAGGUGUAUGGUGGAGCGUUGCAGUUUUUUGAACCUCAUCCAGAAGAGCGUUUAACAGAGAAACAGAUAAAACAGCUCAACAUGAUGGAGACUAAAGUCAAAAGGAUGAAAUCACCGGCAACUUCAGGAAUCAUUCACGCUAACAAAUCCAUCUGUGUUCUGUCUCAUUGGCCUUUCUUUGAUGCUUUCAAGAAGUUUCUGACCUUCCUGUACCGCUACUCCAUAUCCGGACCUCAUGCCCUGCCCAUUGAAAAACACAUCUCACACUUCAUGCACAAAGUUCCCUUUCCUACGUCUCAAAGACCACGGAUACUUCUGCAGCUGUCUCCUCAUGACAGUGUGCUGUUCAGUCGACCCGUCCUUUGUCCAUUACCACUGAGUGGUGGUCGUUUCUUCGCUCUUCUGAAACACUUGGGCCCUGAGAGUUCAGUCACUUUGUUACUGUUCGCUCUGACAGAACAGAAGAUCAUGAUGAACUCGACACAAGCAUCUGUCCUCACCAGUGUCGCUGAAGCUCUCCUCUCUAUGAUAUUCCCGCUGCAAUGGCAGUGUCCGUAUAUCCCGCUGUGUCCUCUGCCGAUGACCGGUGUUCUCAGUGCACCCUGUCCAUUCAUUAUAGGUGUGGACUCACGAUACUUUGACAUCUAUGAACCCCCACCUGAUGUUAUAUGUGUGGAUUUAGAUGCAAACAACAUCUUUCGUACGGAGGAAACACAAACUCUAACACUGAAGAUUCUGCCCAAGAAAGCCAGAAAAAAACUUCUGAAAGCCCUCAAAGAUCUUUAUGUGGAGAUAGCUGAUGGACACAGAGAUGAUAGGUUGUUAGAUUUAUCAUUGUGGGAUUUGGAGCUCAGCAGUGGACGGAGUUUACAGACGGUGGAGCUGGCCAUUCAAGAGGCGUUUCUGUGCUUCAUGGCCGAUAUUUUAAAGGGUUAUCGAAACUAUCUGAGACCCAUCAUCAAUGUCCCUUCAGAAACAACUACAGACUCCAAAUCUCUGUUUGACCUACAGGGGUUUGUGAGAGAUCAGGAUUCCUCUAAACAAAGGUUUUACUCAUUAAUGACAAAAACUCAGAUGUUCACGCAGUUUAUUGAGGAACGUUCAUUUGUCAGUGACAGAGAUGCCAGUCUGGCUUUCUUCGAUGAAUGUGUUGAGAAGCUUCACGGUACAGAGAAAAAUAUUGAUGGAGCUCAGAUGGAAGGAAGCAUUAGAGAUGAAUGCAGACUUAUUGAACCGGAGAAAUCUUAUUCUAGUGAACACACGGUCUUCAUCAGUCCACCUGAACUUCCCUCUUCAUCUGAUGAAGAUGAACAUCAGCCGUGCUACAGUUAUAAUGGAUUCCCGCUAUUAACAAAUGAAUUGUUUGAUGAUGUGGUUGGCUUUCCAACCAGCACUAAACAGUCAGUUAUUCAACAAAACACUCCUACACGACCCGAUUCAACACUCAGACGGACUAAACCGGAAAUAAAGUGGGCACAGAAGAUGGCACAUAAAUAUAUCUCUGAACCUGAGCUGUGGUCCAAACGUCUGCUGUGUUGUUCAUAUGGCCUGUGGUUCAUCUGUCUGCCAGGGUACAUCAAAGUGUGUCAGUCGAAAACACAAACCCUGUGUGCUGCGUAUGACCUGCUGAGAAAAAUGAGAGCGAGAACACUGCAGGCACCUGAUGAGGUGUGUUAUCGUAUCUUAAUGAAGUUGUGUGGUGAAUACGGUCAGCCUGUUCUGGCUGUCAGAGUUUUGUCUCAGAUGAGAAAAGCUGGACUUCAUCCAAAUGCCAUCACUUAUGGAUAUUACAACAAGGCUGUGUUGGAGAGCGUCUGGCCGUCCAGCACGAGAGGAGGAUUUUUCCUUUGGUCUAAACUCAGAAAUGUCCUUCUGGCCAUUGCUCAGUUUAAAAGCGGCCUGAAGAAACGAAAGCACUUUAUAACACACACCUCUUUAUCAGAGACGGUCAGUGAUCGCACAAAACCCAUUUCUGCAUCGCCACGACUUUCCCAUCAGAACCCAGUAAAUCGGGAUGCAGGAUUGCUCUUCUCGUCAUCAUUAGAAGACAUCGGUGUGAUAAACAGCAGCUUUCAUCGAUGCCAUUACAGAUCUGACAAACCACUGGAUGAUCCGCUGUUCAGAGCCGAUGUUCAUUGUGACAACACUCAAGAUUUAAAACACAACAAGAUGAACUAUCAAAAUAACGGUUCUGCACAAGACAUCAAGACGCAUGAACAUUUCUCAUCCGGAGAUCCUGACAUGAUACCCAUCUUUGCCUUUGAAGAUCUUGACUUGGAGACCGAGAGCAGAAUAGAUGGAGAUGUACAGAUGAUGUGGAGGAAAAGCGAUAGAGCCGGUACCCGACGUGCUUCCAGACGAAUAGGAGUUGAAACUGGUUGUGAUCCUCUUUCGCUGCUGGCUUCAGAGGUCGAGGAGGACGAAGCUUUGGUUCACGACACCAUCUGCAGUCCAUCUGUCAGUCGACACCUGGCAGAAGAGAUUGAGACGUACAUGAAGUACUCCUGUAGUCCACGGAGGAGCCGGGCACUGAACAUUGACCUCAGUGUUUCUUCAGACCACAGCUCGCUCGGAUCCUGUACUGAACUCGACUCCAAUGAUUCACCUCAACGCUUCAGUUCACAUCUGACCUCUGCUUCUCCAAACUCAUCUUUGGGAGCGGAUUCUCUCCUCCCUCCAUCACUGGAUGUUCUCAGGAGCAGUGUUAUGUCUGCAGGACGAGGCGUGGCUCAGAAAGCUACUCGCUGGUAUUCACAGUUUGCCUCUUCGCCCAAAGACAGUCAUUCAGACAAACUGAGUGAGUUUUCAUCUGAAGAAGAAACGGAUGGUGCUCUUCAUGAGGAAGACAUGCUUUUACUCAACGAAAGAGACCGUCUGACCUCAGCAUCAGAUAACAGACCGGAGAACUUCAACAGCACCAUCAAUUCAACAUCACAAUGUGAACACUCAUGUUGUAUUUUUACACGACGGGAUUGGACCAUUGCAGAUCAUUCUGAUAACAGAGACAGCGUGCAGAACAUUGCUGUGGAGGUUCUGAUAGCGAGCUGUUCACGCUGUAAGACCUGUGACUGUCUUGUGUACGAUGAAGAGAUCAUGGCCGGCUGGACAGCAGAUGACUCAAAUUUCAACACUACAUGUCCAUUCUGUGGACACGCUUUCCUUCCUUUCCUCAAUAUAGAGAUCAGAGACCUCCGUCAGCCAGGAAGGUUGUUCUUGAAAAGUAGUCCAACAGAGAAGAUGCUGGAAGCCUCUACAGAAACAUCAUCAUCAUCAUCAGGUCUUCAUGACAGAAACAGCUCCAGCUCACAGAGAUUAGAUGUGGAGAUUCCUUCAAACCUCAGACAGGGGAACUCCGAGGACUCACGGACACACAACAGCAAAACCUUUGGACCUUUAGAGGAAUCAAUGAGAUCUGAUGUUUCUACUACAUCAAACUACCUCAGAGUCACUACAGAUCCUCUGAGUUUAUCGUGGCGUCUUCAUCAUCCAGAGCCUGUGACAGUACCGUAUCUGAGCCCACUGGUGCUGUGGAAAGAACUGGAGACUUUAAUAGAAAACGAGGGCAGUGAAAUCAUCUGUCGCUCUACUGUUGUGGAUCAUCAUCCCAUCAUCUUCUGGAACCUCAUCUGCUACUUCACAAGACUUAGUUUACCAAGCAAUCUGCCAGGUCUCAUUCUGACAUCAGAACACUGCAACAGAGGAUCACCGAUUCCUCGUGAGUGGAUGUCUGAGGACAGUAAACAUGUUCAGGUUCAGCUGCUGUGGGACAAUCUUAAACUGCACAGAGAUCAAGUUCAACCUCUGUAUGUCCUCUGGAAUACACACAGUCUCGGGUAUGGUGUGACUCGGGGUUUGAAUAAACAGGACAUUAUGUUUGAUGAAGAUCUACUGCAUAACAUCAUUGAACGCAUUGAGAAGAACGAUGUUUAUACAGUUCUGUGUCAAGUGUUGAAACAAUCAAUCAGACCUAACAGAGAGAGAGGUUUAUACAGAGAGCUUCUCUUUCUCUCUCGAGUUGCUCUUGGUGAAGGUAACAUUGAUGUUGAUGCAUUUGAUCGAGAGUACAAAUCAGCAUACGAUCGACUGAAUCCAGAACAGAUCAGAUCGACUCAUCAUUGUGAUCGACCGCCCAGCAGCGCUAUCACAGAGUGCAGAAGGAUUUUUGGAGAUUCGUACCUGCGUCUAUAAACCUGCACUCCUCUGUUUGUCUUUUAUGAAACUACCUGAAUGUCCUGCAAUAUAACAAACAAUCUAGCGGGUGAAAUACAAGCGGGUGAAUUUGUUCUUGUCAGUUUUGCAGUAAAUUACAAUCUAACACAACAGCAGAUGAGCAAGAGUCUGGUCAAUAAACUAAACUAUUAGAUUUUUUACUUUAUGCUGACAAUUGUAAACUUUAAAGUUGCAAUUAUGUUAAUUGUUGACUAUUGUCUGCAGUGAACAAAAUAUUUUUUUUAUUUUGUUUACAAUCCUUUGAAUCAUUUUCAGAAGUUGAGAAUUAGGCAGAAAUCUUUUAGCAUUAUUAAUAAAGCACAAAGUGAUGCCAGACAGCAGAUGACACCGGGCCAGAUCCGUGCCAAAGUCAGCAGCUCCGGUGCAGAUCUGGCCGGCAAUCGCCUGCUGUUUGGAAAAACUGUACAAAGAUACAACGAAUGGACAAAUUUGUAGUUGAAAUGAAAAGAUUUGAAUGAAUAUAAUUAUGUGUGUGUAUAAUGAUGUUUUAUAAUGGAUUACUUGUGUUGUUAUAAAAGUAACUGAACCUAUAACGGUACAUUCACACGGGGCGUCAGCGUUAACGCUUGAUGAGGGUGUGUCUGAAGCACGGCCAACAGCCAAUCACAGUGCCCAUAACACAUGCUUCUCUGUUCUCUGGUCUUUGCACUAGGUUAUUUGCAUAAGAAGAUCUGAUUGGCUGAGUCUGGAUUGGCGCUUGAAAAGUUGAGAAAUGUUUGACUUCUGGCGCGAGCAACACCAGUGACGACAAUUUCAGUUCGGCAACGCAUGCGGUCACCCAUUCAAAGUAAAUAAGAAGCGUUAACGCCAAAUCCCCGUGUGAAUGUACUGUAACAGGCUCAGAUAUUUAUACCACAAUUUUUUAUUGCAGUAAUACAAUGAUAUAGUCACCCGUGUGAUGUCACAAAAUAAAAGUUUAGUUUUACAUAUCAA
Molecule: messenger RNA, 6460 nt
Organism: Paramisgurnus dabryanus
Lineage: Eukaryota; Metazoa; Chordata; Actinopteri; Cypriniformes; Cobitidae
Product: C-myc promoter-binding protein-like
Biological process (GO): regulation of Rab protein signal transduction
Cellular component (GO): cytoplasmic vesicle
Molecular function (GO): protein binding
Source: RefSeq, a predicted model, not a curated record